Molecule: messenger RNA, 634 nt
Organism: Piliocolobus tephrosceles (Ugandan red Colobus)
Lineage: Eukaryota; Metazoa; Chordata; Mammalia; Primates; Cercopithecidae
Gene: PRDX4
Product: peroxiredoxin 4
Exons: 6
Coding region: 1-570 (189 amino acids)
Biological process (GO): cellular response to stress; response to oxidative stress; cell redox homeostasis
Cellular component (GO): endoplasmic reticulum; cytosol
Molecular function (GO): thioredoxin peroxidase activity
Source: RefSeq, a predicted model, not a curated record
AUGAGGGUAUUAAGGUAUAAAAUCCCUGGUUGCACAGGACUGAUAGACAAGGUGGAAGAGGACCUUAUCAAGAAAGGAGGGGUGGGGUUUUGUUUGUUUGUUUUACCUUUCAGCACAUUUGUGUGUCCAACUGAAAUUAUCGCUUUUGGUGAUAGACUUGAAGAAUUCAGAUCUAUAAAUACUGAAGUGGUAGCAUGCUCUGUUGAUUCACAGUUUACCCAUUUGGCCUGGAUUAAUACCCCUCGAAGACAAGGAGGACUUGGGCCAAUAAGGAUUCCACUUCUUUCAGAUUUGACCCAUCAGAUCUCAAAGGACUAUGGUGUAUACCUAGAGGACUCAGGCCACACUCUUAGAGGUCUCUUCAUUAUUGAUGACAAAGGAAUCCUAAGACAAAUUACUCUGAAUGAUCUUCCUGUGGGUAGAUCAGUGGAUGAGACACUACGUUUGGUUCAAGCAUUCCAGUACACUGACAAACAUGGAGAAGUCUGCCCUGCUGGCUGGAAACCUGGUAGUGAAACUAUAAUCCCAGAUCCAGCUGGAAAGCUGAAGUAUUUCGAUAAACUGAAUUGAGAAAUACUUCUUCAAGUUAUGAUGCUUGAAAGUUCUCAAUAAAGUUCACGGUUUCGUUACCACA